Stegastes partitus (bicolor damselfish) is the source of this 2241-nucleotide messenger RNA. It is a transcript of the gene casq1b, whose product is annotated as calsequestrin 1b. NCBI's taxonomy places the organism in Eukaryota, Metazoa, Chordata, Actinopteri, Pomacentridae. Gene Ontology annotation, biological process: regulation of skeletal muscle contraction by regulation of release of sequestered calcium ion. Gene Ontology annotation, cellular component: sarcoplasmic reticulum lumen; Z disc. The record is from RefSeq and is a predicted model, not a curated record. Bases 187 to 1623 code for a protein of 478 amino acids. Gene Ontology annotation, molecular function: calcium ion binding. The transcript is spliced from 12 exons.
ACCUGCUCUUCUCUAGCCGGUGGGGACAGGAAGCGGACUUUGUUCCUAACUCUCCCUGUUUGACACCUACUUUCGUUAGGAACAACGUUAAACCUUUUGAGUGUAUUGUUUUUCCCCUUGCAUCCCACCAUCAUCAGGCUUUGAGAAGAGGCGUUUUUUUUCUGUGGCCAGCGGGUGACAAUAGCCAUGAAGUGGGGCUGGGUGUUUUUAGGGGUUAUCCUCUCUUUGGGGACCCUGUCCUGGGGGGAGAAGGGCUUGGAGAUCCCCGAGUACGAUGGCAAAGACCGCGUCCAUGCUCUCAGCGCCAAGAACUACAAGUCCAUCAUGAAGAAGUAUGACGUGAUGGUGAUCUACUACCACAAAAACGUGGACGGAAACCGCAGUGCCAUGAAGCAGUUUCAGAUAGAGGAGCUGGCUUUGGAGUUGAUCGCAAGUCAAGCAGCAAUUAUCUUUCAGCUCGCAGCUCAAGUUCUGGACGAUCUGGACGACGAGGACAUUGGAUUCGGUCUGGUGGAUGAAAAGAAGGACUCUGCUGUUGCCAAGAAGCUGGGUCUGGACGAGGUGGAGAGCAUUUACAUCUUUGCCGACAACGAGAUCAUCGAGUACGAUGGAGAGCUGGCCUCCGACACCCUGGUUGAGUUCCUCUACGAUGUCAUCGAGGACCCAGUGGAGAUCAUCAACAACGAGCGCGAGCUGAAGGGUUUCUUCAACAUCGACGAGGUUAUCAAGCUGGUCGGCUUCUUCAAGAGCGAGAAGUCUCCUCAUUUCAUCGAGUACGACGAUGCUGCAGAGGAGUUCCACCCAUUCGUCAAGUUCUACGCCACUUUUGACCCCAAGAUUGCCAAGAGGCUGAAGCUGAAGAUGAACGAAGUUGAUUUCUACGAGCCGUUCAUGGAGGAACCCGUCACCAUCCCAGGAAAGCCCUACAUCGAGUCUGAGCUCGUUGAAUACAUUGAGCAGCAUGACAGGCCCACUCUGAGGAAGCUCGAGCCUCACAGCAUGUACGAGAUCUGGGAGGAUGAUAUCGAUGGAGAGCACAUUGUUGCCUUUGCUGAGGAGGACGACCCUGAUGGUUACGAAUUCCUGGAAAUCCUGAAGGAGGUGGCACGUGAAAACACAGAUAACCCCAACCUCAGCAUCAUCUGGAUCGACCCCGAUAACUUCCCCCUGCUGGUUCCAUACUGGGAGAAAACCUUCCGCAUCGACCUCUCGUCUCCUCAGAUCGGUGUGGUUGAUGUUGAGGACGCUGACAGCGUGUGGAUGGAGAUGGACGACGACGAUGACAUGCCUACAGCCGAUGAGCUGGAACAGUGGAUUGAAGACGUUCUGUCUGGAAAGAUCGAUCCAGACGAUGACGAUGACGACGACGACGACGACGACGAUGACGAUGACGAUGAUGAUGAUGACGAUGAUGACGACGACGACGACGAUGAUGAUGAUGACGAUGAUGAUGAUGAUGACGAUGAUGAUGAUGACGACGACGAUGAUGAUGACGACGACGACGAUGACGAUGAUGAUGAUGACGACGAUGAUGAUGACGAUGAUGAUGAUGACGACGAUGAUGAUGACGACGAUGAUGAUGACGAUGAUGAUGACGAUGAUGACGACGACGAUGACGAAUAAAUGUUUACUACCAUCUUUCACUUCACAAUGUUUUCGCCAGUAACGGCAAAACCCCAAAGUAGCUCCACCGUUUUUCUUACACCUUGCAGCGAACACACUUUGUGCCUGUUUGCUCUUUGUACGGUUUCCUAUGAGGGACAAAUGUAACGACCCGAUGGGAAGCUUUCACUGCCAGUUAGGGAAGGAGAUUUUCAGAGAAGCCGAGAAUGUCUGUGUUCUCUGUUGAUGAACAGGGUUGCAGCUUAACUUGUUAGUGUUAUUUGUCCUUUGUGACUGUACAAAAAUGUGCUCAUCUCUCACCUCUGGCCUUCACAACGAACGUGAGCGAAGAGGUUGACGGACUCUCCUGACAUUUUCUAGCCGAUAUCACAGACCUGGGUCCCCCCCUUUCUCAUUUUCUCCAGUUUACUGUAAAUCUGUUCCAAUGACACAUUUUCUACUUGAUGAAGAGAAGAAACACUUUCUUGUACUUUUUUUUGUAAAAGUGAAUAAACCUAAACUCACUAGACAGUCUUAAGAUCAUUACAGUCUUGGAAAAGUAAUAUACCGGAUAAUAAAAAUUGCAAAACAAGUUGUUUCUGCUCUCAUAUUAAAAAUGAAAGAAAAACCAUUUUAAAA